This is a messenger RNA of Nematostella vectensis (starlet sea anemone), 6745 nucleotides long. Its product is annotated as kinase D-interacting substrate of 220 kDa. Bases 375 to 5621 code for a protein of 1748 amino acids. Gene Ontology annotation, molecular function: protein binding. The transcript has 21 exons. The record is from RefSeq and is a predicted model, not a curated record. NCBI's taxonomy places the organism in Eukaryota, Metazoa, Cnidaria, Anthozoa, Actiniaria, Edwardsiidae.
AAGCGAAAGUAAAAUGUGUGUGAUGCAUGCUAAACGACGUUAAGGGCAGCUGAGCGCUCUGUACCGGCUCAGUUUGGGGUAAAAAGAAAUUGAAAUCAAUAAUGAAUAAUUAAUACACCAAAACACGAACGACAGCGCAUGUGCGAACGCGCUCGCUCGUCUCUUGCCAGCGAUACGCAAACUACGGCUGGAAAUUGUGUAAAAUGUACGGCUGCUCGUUACUAAAUCUGUCAAAAACUCCUGUUCGUAUUACCAAGGAAUCUGGAUGAUUUGAGGGGCAAGUAUACGAGGCGGGGAUUCGAUCUUCACAAGUAGUAACGGACACCUACCUAGUCACCCGCAGCAUUGUAUUCACUAAAGGCUAAGAUUCUCUCAUGUGGUUUCGGAGGCCUAAGCAAGACAGCGACCAUGAGAAUAACUACCCACGCCUCAUUAACCAUCAGCCUAUUGCAAUCCCAUUAAACAGGAUGCCUGGCCCUGAACAAGUAAACUUACUGGAAGCUAUUGAAGAAGGAAGCUGUUCCACUGUCCUCAACCUUUUAGAAAGUGCAGGGAUUGAUUUGGAGCAAAGAGAUUCGAAUGGACAAACCCCCUUGAUAAUAGCAUCAGAGAAAGGAAAUGUGGAGAUAGUACAUGAACUUCUAAAAAGAAAUGCAGAAGUCAAUGCCCAAGACGAGGAUGGCUGGACUGCCCUGAUUGCUGCAUGUAAGGAGGGUUGUUCUGAGGUUGCCAAAGAAUUGCUGGAAAGUGGGGCCAGACUUCAACUAGCUGAUGUGGGUGGCUGGACCCCCCUCGUUUGGGCAUCGUACAAAGGACACGCGGAAAUCGUCAAAGACCUUCUGGCAUUUGGCGCGGAUCCCAAUGAAAAAGGACAACAUGGGAUGACCGCCCUCAUCUGGGCGUCUGGCCGCGGACACAGUGAAUGCGUGAAGGAGCUUCUCGAUGCUGGAGCCUCUCCUGAUGCCGCUGACAAGUAUGGCACUACUGCCCUAGUGUGGGCUGCACGAAAGGGACAUCUUCAAGUCAUCAACAAUUUGGUGGAAAAAGGCGCUAGUAUAGACAUCGCAGGCACGCGUGGCUGGACAGCUCUGAUCAUGGCGGCCAAAGGUGGCUAUACGGAUGUGGUGGAUUAUCUGCUACAGCGUGAUCCUAACGUCAACGCCACAGACCAGGAAGGGUACUCUGCGCUUGCAUGGUCGGCCAAGCACGGACAUGAGCAGAUCGUUCAGAAAUUAAUAGCAAAGGGAGCUUACUACAAUCUGCCUGACAAAGAAGGGGAAACGGUGCUGAUCGCCGCGUCACGUGACGGUCACGCGGAAGUCGUGCGCACUCUUUUGAGCAAGUUUGCUGAGGUGGACGCCGUCGAUAGCGAGGGUAAAACAGCUUUGUUCCACGCCGUCGAGAAGGGGUAUACGAACAUUGUCAGAGAUCUUCUCGAAGCGGGAGCCAAGACCGAAGUCAUAAAUAGAGAGUUCGAGACGCCGUUAAUCCGUGCUACGUUAAAGAAGCACACCGAAUGUGUCGCACUUCUCCUUGAAAAGGGCGCGCAAGUGUCAGCAGCUGAUAGGAGAGGGGAUACCGCUGUGCAUAUAGCGGUACGCGGGCGCUACAAGCGUAUUUGUGAGCUUCUCCUUCGAAAUCCCAAAGACGCGCGAUUACUCUAUCGACCAAAUAAAGCAGGGGAAACGCCAUAUAACAUCGAUAGACAGCAUAGAAACAGUAUACUGACACAGAUAUUUGGUACAGGGCUAUUCGCGACGGGUAAGAAGCAUAGCGAGGAAGCCAUGGGAUAUGACGUUUACACUAGCGCUCUGGCUGACGUACUGUGUGAGCCCUCACUCAGCAUGCCGCUGACCGUAGGAAUGUAUGCGCGAUGGGGAAGUGGCAAAUCGUUUGUAUUGCGUCGGCUGCAAGACGAGAUGCGAGAGUUCGCCCACCAAGACCUCCGCCCCGUCUUCCAUUUCUCUCGGUUCAUCUUCAUCAUGGUCCUCGUCAUCGCCACCAUCAUCGGGGUCAUCCUUUGGGCCGCGGUCGGGCUGGUCGAGGGCAUCUGCGUCGGUCUGGCCAUUUUCAGUGGCUGUUACUGCCUCUUCUUUUGCGCCUACGUCACAGACCGGAAAUCUAACAACGGAGAUGCUCCAUCUUGCUCCAUCGGCAGCUACGUCGCAACCUCCGUCACGACUCUAAAGCUGCUAUCUCAGCUGAUCUUCUGCAUCCCUCCGUGCCCUAGCGCUAUGAAGCCCGCAUUACCAGUUCGCUUCUUGUUUACGGAUUUCAGCAAGCUUACUUGUAGUGGAAGCGAGGCGGCAUCGCUUGUUGGGAUGAUCGAGACGUUAUGUGAUGUUGUCGAGGCUGAGUUUGGGUUCUUCGUGACGCGGUUGUAUCGCGUGUUUCGUGCACCUUCCGCGGAAUACGAGGACAUUGGCUACACGGAAGCGCGCUGGAAACGCUGCUGCUGUUGUAUACCCACCUUUAUAAUCUUCUUAUUUAUUAUUGUGUGCGGGUUGAUGAGUGCGUCUUUGUUCACUGUGUACGAUACCUCUGGGGGUUCUAUCGUGACUGGUCUGGAGAUUUCCACCGCAUCUAUUGUCGGAGUUGCCGUCCUUGUACACUUGCCAACUCUUUGCUCUAUAUUGUACUCGCUUGUGUUUUCGCAAAAGAAGAGAAUUUCUGUUGUUGCGACGCAACUUGGGCUGAAAGAGGAAGGCUUUAUUCACGCUUUAAAACAAGAAGUGGAAUUAUUAACUGAUCUGGUGAACUGUGUAGAUGGUUUUACCAGACACCAGACUCGUAUCGUUGUUGUCAUUGAUGGGCUUGAUAAUUCAGAGCAGUCCAAGGUGCUUCAACUGUUAGACUCAGUCAACCUUCUCUUCACGGACCCUGAUGCACCCUUCAUCAUCCUAAUGGCGCUAGACCCGCGUGUCAUUAUCCGCGCUAUUGAUCAAAGCUUCAGUAGUAUCCUUCGCGAGUCGCACAUCAGCGCGUCAGACUAUCUAAAGAGUAUUGUCCAACUCCCAUUUUAUCUCCCAGAACCAAAAUCUAAUUACACAGGGGUUCUGCCUGCCAAUAUAACGGCUCUUCUAGAAGAUGUGCGCCAUAAUGCCCGAGAUAAUGAGGGGAACGAGGAUGGGCGUCCUGCGAGCAUUGUGCACGAUGACCUGGAGUGGGACGGAGAGAUGCUUCAUUUUGAUAACGAGAAGAGUGCGAACAUGAAUCGCAUUCAUAGAGAUCUGCAUAACUGCAAUGGCGGUGUCCCGGGCCGUAUUCACCCCGAUAUGGACCUGGACGCGUCGAUACUCUACGAGCCUAACGAAGAGGAGCUGUGUCUCGCACACGAUCACCACCAGCGCGAACUCGAGAUGGAGGAACGAAGAAAAAUCUCAGCAGAUUUAGCACAGGUCCUUGCUGACAACGAGACGGUAAAUCCACUAGGAGUCAAGCGUCUGAUGAACAUAGUCUCGCUCACAUGUCGCUUACUUCGUGCGAGGAAUAUCGAGUACUCGUGGAAACGACUGGCAGCGUGGGCGAGUCUCGCGGACGGCUGGCCCUACAAGACCUCGUGGCUUGUUCUCCUCAUUGAGGACAGUAAUACUCACAUAAGGGACAACAUGUCACUUAAAGACUUGUACGAGGCUACUCUUUCGGCAAUGCCCGUCAUUAACGAAGUCGACUGCAUGGUCGACGGGGACCCUGUGUAUUUUGAGACAUUCCUCUCUUCCCAUCAGCCUCUGCUGACCGCGUCGGAUAUUCGUCGCUUUCUGUUGUGUACUGUUCACUUGGAUCACUCGCUCAGGAGACAGAUGGUGGAGUUUUUGCAGUCCGCUGCGAUACCUAAUAAGUCAGAGACUGAGAGUUUGGGCAAGCGAAGUUCUGGUUAUCAGAUAAACGCGUUGCUAGGCGUCAAGGACAAGCAGGUCAACCUAGUGGCGCUCACCAUCGAUGACGUCUGCAAACAGCUCGCAGAGCUUGAAGGCCUCGACCAAAAGCAGAUCUCAUCGUACCAAGGGAUCGUCACCGAAAACAACAUCAACGGCAAAGUGCUGGCGACUUGUGAUCUGACGGAGCUUGGCCAGAUUAUGGGCAUGACAUUCGGUGAUUGGCAGCUGUUCAGGGCCUGGAUACUAAACGCACGCUUUCCCCAGGAAUGCGGCACUUGUCACGCAAAUGGAAGAUGUGUCAGUCCUGGUGAAAUGAACUGUCAAUUAUUAAAAACUUCAUCAGCUGGUUGGGACCAGGGAGUGCUUGGUACUCCACGGCGCAGCAUGGCUAUGUCCGAGGUCACGUGCGAAGUGGGUGACGCCGCAGGAGCUGUUACCGUUCCAACCUCCCCAGUCUCUCACGGUUCCCCCGUCACGUCCCAACCGACAGCAGAGGAUGAGGACGCAGAAAAGGUACCAGAAAUCAUUCUCCAGCCUCCGUCAGCUCCAGAUUCAGAGGACGACGAAAAUUGCGAGACAACUGAGACAGAGCUUGAAAGUCACAACGAACAGGAUGGCAAACCAGUGCGAGUACUUCAAACAUACAAACGCAGCAAAGAGGAGAAAAUAGCAGAAGAAGAGAUGGAGGGAAGGAUGGAUAACGCAUCAGGGAAGCUGAAGAGGAAAGAAGAGACGCUCAUUGAACUAGAAGACGACGAAGGAGACUCAGACUUGCCGCCUUUACCCCCACCUUGUUACAGAGACGACGAGGAGGAUCUCCCAACUCCUCCUUCUUAUAACAGCUUGACCAGGAUGAAAAAGCGACAGAGCCCAGAUUUGAUGCUCUUUAGCGAGGAGGAAAGGAAGAAUGAAGAGAAGAGGUCAGAUGAUGAUGAUCUUUGGAUACCUAAGAAAAGACCCGAUCGGCAGUCGACAGGAAGCGCGGACUUCCCCCCUCCACCCUCUCCUCCCACACUAGAAGCGAUGGAAUGCACAUGCGAGAUGUUAAACGAAAGCUUGCCUGAUCAAAGCGGCUUAUUCUUUGAGCCUACCGGGCUUAGUAACGAAGAAAGACCAUCUCCUAUUGUCCUGACAAUGGGGCGUAACGGUCCACAAACGAAUGCGGUCGCGGUCAAGAAAAAUGAUCCGAAAAGUAGUCCUCCCACAUCGCCGAGGUCAAUAACCUCUACUCAGUCUCAAACAACGAGCAAUUCCUUUUCAAACCAUAGAACAUUCCUAGCCACAUCGACUCCCAAAGAUAAGACCUUAAACACGAGCAAAAGUAUUCCGGAAAAUAUGAGACCGCUUUCAGCAUCAGAUGUCGGUCGUGCGGCGAUAAAUCCACCCAUUAAACAAAAGGCAACUUCACAGGGAUUUGUGAGUCCUGAAGGGGGGUCCCCACCGCAUAACAGCGGCGAACACAUAGAUUUUCCCCCACCCCCUCCGCCUCUAACUCACCACUCGCCUACUUCGCAACAGAAUUCACCAUGGGUACCCCUAAUGCAGCGGUUUCAACUCGACAAGGAUUCGACAGUUGUAGAAAUGGACAAUCCGUCAGCGCAAAGGCGCCCGAGGCCAAAGACGGCACCGGUUGAUCACAAAGAGCAGAAGUUCCGAACUUAUACACCAUCUCCUAAGCCAACGUUUGUGGAGGUUAAAAAGGGUGAUCAGAAGAAGGAUAAAAAGAACGAAACGUGCGUUUAGCACCUGAUUGAGAGUAUUUGUGUGGGUGUGGGACUAGCAGUGCAAAGCUGGGUCAAUCCAACUUGAAUCACAUACGAUGCUCGUCACAAUUCAUUACAAGUAAUACAGCGGUAAACGUGAAGCGAUAUAGGGUUAUCCCUAAAGAUCAAUCUAACAUCUUGUUUGUUGCGUUAAGCUUCAUUUCAAUUUUAAUGUAAAAGCUCUAUAACGCAAUAGAAGUGACGUAACAUGGAAAAGCUCUGUGACGUAAUAAAAGUUACGUAGGGUGUCAUCUAGGGAAAAUGGUGGAGACACGUAGCCAUAUUUUAGCCACUUCUUGUGUGAUGAAAAAUAUUAUUAUAUUAUUGAAGUUUCCUAAGAAAAACCUGAAACAAGGCUGUUCAAGGCCAUUAUGCUGCUUAUCGAGAAUUUUUAAUCACAAGUAUAAAAUUAUUAUGACCGAGACCUUUUUAUCAUACGGCAAGUUCAGUAAUAUGAUCUUGGUUGUAUUUGAUUAUGUAAUUUCUCGAAUAAGCGCCACAUGGAAUGCCACGCCUUUUCUAAUAUAUUGUAGGACUUUUAUAUCUUUGCAUAGAAUGGUUAAACUUAUCCCUGCUACCAGUUAGCAGGUAACUAGGGAGUGGUAUUUCGACGUGGCCUUUUCGAAAAAAUACCAUAUAUCAAGGGGAAGGAGAGAAAGCGAUAGUGAUGCGCCCUUCCCACAUUGUAGUCCCGGAUUUCUUGAAGAACCAAAAGUAUAUUCCCAAAUAAAUACAGUUUUAUACAGAAUAGCGUUUUCUUGCCACACCUUGGAGGUGUUGGUCAUCAUAUAUUUAUUUUACGCAGUUUUAGAAAAUGCAUUAAAUUAUUACAGCAGAAUAGGAUAGGAUAGGAUAGGAUAGGAUAGGAUAGGAUAGGAUAGUAUGGGAAAGCGGAUGUGUUAUUGUAUCAGAAAACAAUGCCGCUUACUUUCCUAGGCCCUUUUCAAUUGAAAGCGUGGGUAGAGUUCAGUUUAAAAUAUUAGAUUGUAGCGCUGUUAAAUUAUAGACAAAUAUUUGUUACUCGAUUUUCAAUAUUGCAUAUCACAAUUUGCGUAACAAGACUGUACCUUAUUGCCCGGAAUAAACGAGAACCGCUACCAAGCA